CGCGGCGCGGCUGUCAGUCAGUCAGGAGCGCAGCGCAGCGGCGAGGAGGGGGCGACCAUGGCGGUGGACCUGGGGCUGUGGAGCGGGCCGCUGAGCCUCACCGAGGUGGAGCAGAGACCCGCGCAGCCCCUCAGGGUCAAGUACGGCUCGGUGGAGAUCGACGAGCUGGGCAAGGUGCUGACGCCCACCCAGGUGCAGCACCGCCCCACCAGCAUCGAGUGGGAUGGCUGCGACCCCCAGAAGCUUUACACGCUGGUUCUCACGGACCCUGAUGCUCCCAGUAGGAAGGACCCGAAGUUCAGGGAAUGGCAUCACUUCCUGGUGACCAACAUGAAAGGCAACGACGUGGGGAGCGGGACCGUGCUGUCAGACUACGUCGGGUCGGGACCCCCCAAAGGAACAGGGCUGCACCGGUACGUGUGGCUGGUGUACGAGCAGCCAAAGGAGCUGAAGUGCAACGAGCCCAUCCUGUCUAAUCGCUCUGGCGACAAGCGAGGGAAGUUCAAGGUGGCGGCUUUUCGCAGCAAGUACGACCUGGGGGUGCCGGUGGCUGGCACCUGCUACCAGGCGGAGUGGGACGACUACGUGCCGAAACUCUACGAGCAGCUGUCUGGGAAGUAGGGAGGAGGCACCUGCACGAGCACCGCAUGGCACCCCUGAUCCCCCAGAGACCAGCCUGCUCAAAGCACCUCUCCGUAGUUCUGUUUGCCUGUGAGUUGAACCCGGCUGCUCCCGCACUGACCUCCUGAGCCGAACCAUAACCUUGUUGCCGUCCACAAGCUGAAUCUGCCUUGUUCUCAGCGCAGUCUGGACUCGUGCUGUGCUCGUUCCUGUAGGUGCAGCCUGUAGCUAGCUCAGAAAGCUUCUGAAAAGGCAAGGGGCAGCCCCUCCGGGCUGACCUGCUCAAGGGAAGUCGAACCCUCUGUGAACCGCUGCCACCUCAGGGUGUCCGUGCUGUACUGAGGCAGCGUUACGCGGCACUGGUGUGGGUGCAGAACCACUGCUGGUUGGUGCUGGCUGCGGAGCCUUCCCCUUCCAGGAGGGGAGAAGGCAGCAGUCAGAGGGAAGCUGCUUUUUGUUUUUUCCUCCCUCAAGUAUUUGGCCAAUGAAGUGAACCACUAAAGUCAUUGCUUUAAAGAUAUCGAGAAGAACGAGGCAGGGAAGCUGGUUAUCUGCUGAUUCUCUAUUCUCUUCUGAUCUCUGUUGCCACUCGAAGCAGAGCGGCUUUGUUUUGUUCAUGUUCUGUUGUGACCCGAUGCGUGCUCACAGUGCAAUUAAAAACUUCCCAAGGCA
Molecule: messenger RNA, 1293 nt
Organism: Oxyura jamaicensis (ruddy duck)
Lineage: Eukaryota; Metazoa; Chordata; Aves; Anseriformes; Anatidae
Gene: PEBP1
Product: phosphatidylethanolamine binding protein 1
Exons: 4
Coding region: 58-621 (187 amino acids)
Biological process (GO): negative regulation of MAPK cascade
Source: RefSeq, a predicted model, not a curated record